This is a messenger RNA of Vicia villosa (hairy vetch), 1318 nucleotides long. Its product is annotated as glyoxylate/hydroxypyruvate reductase HPR3-like. Gene Ontology annotation, molecular function: NAD binding; hydroxypyruvate reductase [NAD(P)H] activity; glyoxylate reductase (NADPH) activity. Bases 96 to 1112 code for a protein of 338 amino acids. The transcript is spliced from 2 exons. The record is from RefSeq and is a predicted model, not a curated record. Gene Ontology annotation, cellular component: cytosol. NCBI's taxonomy places the organism in Eukaryota, Viridiplantae, Streptophyta, Magnoliopsida, Fabales, Fabaceae.
UUGUCCUUGUUUUCGAAGCAGACGCAACGAUGCAUUAUCUUCAUGGUCCUUGUUACUAUUUAUAAUUCUCAGCCACACAUCAACCCAACCCUACCAUGGCAAAUCAAAACGUCAACACCAGCACCAUCACCAGUAGCAUUCAACAAUCCCAAAACAAUCUCCCAAAAAUAUUCAUUCAUGGUCCUCCAGAAUUCUCCUCAAUCCUCAAACCAAAUCCUUCUCACAACUUCCACAUCGUAAACCCUUCUUCCCUCCCCCCUCUCCACCAAUUCAUAGCCACCAAUCCUCACCAAGCUUCCUCCAUCCACGCCAUUGUUUGUACCACUCUCUUCCCCGUCAAUGCUGAUGUUCUCGAUCUUCUCCCAUCCCUCCGUCUCGUAUGCGCGUCAAGCGCCGGAACUAAUCACAUUGAUCUCUCUGAGUGUCAGCGUCGGGGGAUCCAGGUCAGCGGUGCUGGAAAUAUUUUCUCAGAGGAUGUUGCUGAUAUGGCUGUGGCGUUGUUGAUUGACGUGAGUAGGAAAAUUUCUGCGGCGGAUCGGUUCUUGAGACGACAUCUUCAGCAUGCAUCUUGGGAUUUUCCACUUGGUUCUAAGUUAACAGGAAAAAAGAUUGGAAUUGUUGGUAUGGGAAGAAUUGGGUCAGAAGUAGCAAAGAGGCUUGAAGGAUUCAGUUGCAAGAUAUCAUACAACUCUAGGAACAAAAAGCCAUUACUUUCAUACCCUUACUAUUCAACUGUGUUAGAACUUGCAACUAACACCAAUGUACUUAUUCUCUGUUGUGAACUAAAUGACCAAACAAGGCACAUUGUGAACAAACAAGUCAUGUUGGCAUUGGGAAAAGGAGGUAUUAUUGUGAAUGUUGGAAGAGGAUCUCUCAUUGAUGAGAAGGAAUUGUUAAGGUGUUUGAUUGAAGAUGAGAUUGGAGGUGCUGGUUUGGAUGUGUUUGAGAAUGAACCUCAUGUUCCUAAGGAGUUCUUUUUUUUGGAUAAUGUUGUUCUUUCACCACAUGCAGGUGUCUUAACUUCGGAGUCUUUCAAUGGUAUCAGCAAAGUUGUGGAACAAAAUUUGGAAGCUUUCUUUUCAAAUAGGCCUUUGAUUACUCCAGUUAUAUAGUUAAUGAAUUUGUUGCUUUUUCUUGGUGUAAAAGUAGGAACAUGAUAUUGGUUAUGGGGCAUGAUAUGCAAAGUGCUGGUUUUUGAUGGUCUUGUUUGUUGAGAUAACACAUGAACUUGUAAUUUGUGGUUUUUAGAGUAUGGAAAUCAAAUGUUAUUUUGUUGUGUUUUUCUCUUGUGAUGUUCGAUGGUGUUUUGUGCUUAUAU